Messenger RNA from Epinephelus lanceolatus (giant grouper), 4741 nucleotides. RefSeq lists its product as uncharacterized. NCBI's taxonomy places the organism in Eukaryota, Metazoa, Chordata, Actinopteri, Perciformes, Serranidae. The record is from RefSeq and is a predicted model, not a curated record. Gene Ontology annotation, molecular function: metal ion binding; RNA binding; protein binding.
CUGCUGCGCGUCAAACGCGGAAAGAAGAAGAAGAAAACAGCCGAAAUACAGCGUCAGGAAGACGGAUACAAAUUACGAUAAACACAGCGGCGGGAAAACGACGCAAAGACACAACAUGCCGAAGAAGAAAGACAUCGUUAAAAGUGGCGCUCCAAUCCCUAGAAUUCGAGAAAACUCAAGACUAAUGCGCACACAUGAAAGUAUGGUAGAUUUCAUAAAUGGACGUCAUCCUGGGAGCUCCAUCCUGGACGUCUUCGCCUCUGGUUUAUUAGGUUUAGAUUUUUUAAGGAACUUUGAGGAUGACAUCAUAUAUUCAGACGAAGAUGACGAUGAAGAUGAUGAUCGCUUUUAUCCUUACAAUGCUGCUCACAAGGUGUUAGAGCCUCAUCCUCGAAUAAAACAGCUCACUGACGAGGAGGCUGAUAAACAUGCAAAGGAAUUGAUAGAAGAAGAAGAAAGGCGAAAGGAGAAAACUGAGAAGAACAAGCGUAAGAAAUUGCGUAAAAAAGAAAAGAAGCGGUUAGAAAAGGAGAAUGCAGUUAAAGACAUUUUACCUGAGGAAGAACAAGGGAAGUCAGACUCCUCAGAAAAUCAGGAAGAAAACUCUGUUAUUGAAAGUAAUGCAGAAGAAAAGAAAAAUCCUGAAUCAGGCGAAACACAAAAUGGAACUGAGGCGUCUGGAUGUGACGAGAACAGCUGUAAUAAUAAAAAAGAAAGUGUUGCAGAAAUUGAGAAAGAAGAAGACCAAAAGCAGGAUUUGGAUUUAAAUAAUUCACAUUCUUCUAAAACCAAUUCGGUGCCUAAGGAGACGUGUAACCAGAGGCCUGCCAGAGAGAGGAAAAAGGAAAAAACUAAAUCAGUAGAAGUUCAGCAGUCCAAGGAGGAAAAGCCAAAAGUUGUGGAGAAACCUGAAGUUCAAAUGAAGAAGGAAGAGAUUCAUGAACCCAAUAACGAGCAGACAGUGGAUCCCACUGUAGAGGAGUUUGCAAAAAGAAGCAGAGAGCUCGCUGGUAUGGGAAAUCGUUUGGCUGCCUCGGGACAGUACGAGAUGGCAGUGAAAUGCUUUACUGAUGCCAUUAAAUACAACCCAAAGGAAUUUAAGUUAUUUGGAAAUCGAUCGCUCUGUUAUGAAAGAAUGCAGCAGUAUGAAAACGCUCUCAGGGAUGCUGACGUAGCGCUCUCCAUGGAGCCAGACUGGAUAAAGGGUUUAUUUAGGAAAGGGAAAGCUCUGUGUGGGCUCAAGAGAUACUACGAGGCCUCGCUGAUCUACAGGGAGGUGUUGAAGCUGGAGAAGAUGAGCGCUGAAGCCAUGCAGGAGCUCAAACGAGCGCAGACGUUACACCUCAUGGAAAUGGGCUUCUCGUGGGCGCAGAGCUCUGAGGCGCUUAAAACACACGUCACUUUAGAAGAAGCUGUUGAAGCUCUGUUUGGUGGUGACAGUAAUCUGGGUGCUGGAGAUGCCAGUGCCAGUAGGGACAACGUAGAACAACCGGUGGUGCAGGAAGAAGACGACGAUGAGGGAGAGUGGAUCGUCUUACAAGCAAGUCGUCCUCGAACGCAGCAGGUCAAAGAGUCUGAUGCUUGUGGACAGAGCAGGUCGAAAUCUCAGUCGCCGACGCCUCAUUCAAAGAGUUCUGUCAAACCGGAGCUUUUCCCCGUUUGGGUCGGAUCUUUGGCUCCUGCUGUCACCUACUCAACGCUCCAUGAGCUCUUCAGCAGAGCUGGGACGGUCUACAGCAUCAAGAUGCUGCUGGAACACCAGUGUGCCUUCGUCAACUACACCAGGAAGGAGGACAGUGACCGAGCCAUCCAGUGUAUCAACGGGAUGGUGGUGGAGGGCGCGCCACUCUCUGUCAGAUAUCCAAACAGAUUCCACAAUGGACUCGGUGCAUCCAGAUCGGCCGCCACUGACCCCUUUUCACGCUCCGGGCCGUACAAGAAGGAGUGCUUUUUCUGGAGGACGACGGGCUGCACGAGGUCGGACUGCACCUACAGACACGUCCCAGAGCACAAGAACAUCGACAAGGACAAAUUCACCAGUAGGCUGGGAAACUUUCACAUGUAGGAGAAUAAAAAGACGAGCACGUGUUGUUUCCUUUGACAGGCGACACAGUGGUGGAGCCAAACUGUUGAUAGUCGCCUCUGUUCAGUCUGGUUUGGGUUCUGGUGUUUUUUGGAGAUGUCUGCACCAUGACGGCCCACCACUGUUGCACCAACACAAAGGAAACAACCUCCAUUAAACUACUGCAUCCUAGUAAUAAUUCAUGAGCAUCAUCAGGCUGUGAGCAUUCCUCUGUUAUUGGAUUAUGUCAGGGAUUAUCUGUGAUGAUUAAUCUGUUUAAAGAUUGUGUUCACUUGAUUUUUACUUUGGAGCUUUGCUUUGUUUUAAAAUGGGUUGAGCAGAUUGUUCUGUUGGUUGUUCAGUCACCACUAGGUGGCACCGUUAUCUUUAUCCCUCAGCUUUGGGGCUACAAACGAUUCUGCUUUCAUUUUAAAGGCUGUGACUGAUGAGUAGUUUUGCUAUCGGCACAUUUAAUGUGCCAUGUUUGAUUCUGAAGCUGUGCUCUGUAAUCUGAUUACUGGGGUGCUGGGUGUGUUUCAUGUGUGGGCCGGUUGAGUUCAGUGUGUAUAAAUGUUGUAAUGAUGUGUGUGAUGGAGAAUCUGUUUCAGUGUCGUGAUGUUUGGACACAAACUGUCACACAAUAAGUGCCUUUUAGUAGCACUGUGGCUGCAGCUGAUCAGGGCUCAGCCCAGAGGGGAUUAAAGCUCAACUCCGAAUGUGUGAGGGACAGUUUGGAUCCUCUGAAGUGAAGCUGUGUGAGGUAGUGAUCCAGAGUCAGUGUGUUACCUACAGUAGAUGUCAGUUGGCACACCUCUGAUUUAGAGAAGCAGGCUGGAUCACUGACUCUGCAGCUAAACAAUGUACUGCUGUGGACGGAGGGCGCAUGAAACGAAUUUUAGCCACCUGACUGUGGAUCAGUGCCACACACCCCCACUUCAAAUGAUCCAAACGGUCCCUUUUAAAGAUGUGCCGUACAUUCAUAUAUAAAGUAAAGACCAAAGACGUGGUGUAGGUGGAGCAGUAGAGAUGAGCCUGGUUAUGAGUCGCAUCAAAGAAUAAUAAACUCACCCUCAUGAUCACUACUGACUAUCGAGGCCUCAGCAUGUACCUCAGUGUAAUUUCAACUGUCACUCUGAGCAGACAUGACAUGCUGCUCUCCCACUCUUUGCUGUUUGAUAUAUGACUGUGCAGCAACAAUCCUCCUCACUCCCCCUCCAGAGAAGUUUGGAGUUGGAGUAAUUGAGUGCGUUUCUUUGAGUGCAGGGACACAUAAUCUAAUUUUUAUUCUAAUUCUGUGGUUUUCUUCAUGAGUUUUUGGUUAAAAUCUGAGCCAGAAAUCUCCACUUCACCAUCCACCAAACUGUCCAGUGUUACUCUCAUCUUUACUCUGAAGUUUUUAACAAUUUACAAAGAGACUUUUUAGGAUUUAUUAAGUGAUAAAAAGAGAUACUUAAAAUGUGCUCUGUAAAAACUUUGAUUCUAAUAUAAAGACAACGUUAAACAAGAAUUUGAAACGUGGUUUUAUCCAACGUCCAGAUCUUUGUUCUGGUUUUAAAUGCAACAAGUGCACAUUUAAACAUGAGAUUGUGGAAAACUUUGGGACCGCCCUGUUAUUAAAGAUUACUGCAGAGAGACACACAAAGCCCUUCAAGAUAUUUUCAAAUGUGCUGUACCGAGAGAGAAUAUGUUUAGAUUUUUGGAAUGUUGUCAGGAGACCAAUGGAUAACGAAUAUACUGCUGCUGGCUCGAAGAAAAAGACUCACCAGGAAAUGUCUGUCACAGGAGAGCCCAGCCCUAAAGAUAUGGACGCACAUUUACAGAACGGAGAAGAUAACGGUAUUUAUUAACUGUUAAAGACAACAACUUGUUGCACACCGAGCAUAACUGAGAUCAUUUAUUCCACUCGCCUUGGGAACAUCCAGCUGUUGAAACACUGGUUAGAAGUGAUAUUUCUGAUGUCAGUGUUUCUCGGUGUUAAUGUCCCAGUAAGCUGCUCACUGGGCCUGAAACUGGACAAAAUGUUGGAGUCACUGUUGAGCGCCUGUGGACGCUGGGUUGAUUCUCUACUAAGAGACUAAAUUAAACAGCCUGCUUCACUGUCGUCCAGUCAGUCUGUGGUUUCAAUCGGGGAAAAUUGCAAUACUGAUAAUUCAAGGAUUUUCGUGAUCUCUUGGGACGACCAAAUAUUGAAAGUAUACCAUUAAAUACUCAGUGGAUCGAGGUCAAGUCAGGGCUCAGAUUGGCUGGACUACAGGAGACUCCUGGCUGAAGGAAUUCCUGGACUUGUUAAACAUGUUACAUGCCCCUUUAAAAAAAAAAAAACACAAACCAUAUUGUCACAUCACAGACAGACUCCUCCUGACUCAGUGACGCCACCAUGUGUUAAGAACUGAGCAUCGACUCGAGUUCAUUUUGUCAUGUUCCUGCUCUGCUGCUGUAACUUGUGUUUUAAACAAUUUAAAGUAAUAACUCUUAUGUAUUUAUUAUUCAGCAGAUCUUGGGACUGUAGCAGAUUUAUUUAUUGGCAGUGCUGAGGAGGAACUACUGACAUGUAACAGAGUUAAUUAUAUUACAAAAUAAAUGUAAUCAGUUACAGUUACUGAGAAAAGAAUAUGUAAUUAAAUUACAGUUAAAUUACAAUUUCAUUUGAAUUAAAAACUUAUAUGUAGAAAAAACAAA